GCCCCUGGUUACUCACGUGAAAUAAGUCAGACUGUAAAAAAAGGGAAAUAUCGAGCCUCCAUGAACGGAGGGUAUGGCGGACUAACAAUUACUGAUGUCACGUUGGAAGACGCUGGUAACUAUACGUGCUACGUCACCUUGACUGGUCUGGUGAAGGCAAAGGUUUCUACCGAGUUGUCAGUAGUACAGAGCGUUGUAGUGUCAAUGGAAGAUGUGGACGCUAUCGAAAGUCAAAGUAGAAACGUAAAUAUCUUGUGCAAUUACACACCAAAACAAGAAAUAAUCGACAACAUAAACUGGUACAAGAUUACGUUGCAAGGUACCAAACUAUUCCUUGCCUCCAGUAACGAGCCGCGUCGUAGUGACAGAUUCGAGGCAUCACAGGCGGCUGGGGUAGGACGGCUAAAAAUUAUGGAUCCCGUUUCUGGGGAUGAGGGCUGCUACCAGUGCGAAGUGAUCAGAAAAAAUAAAUGUGCUGCAUUUUAUGCACACAGCGUUCUUACUCUACCAGUGCGAGUGUUUCCCUACCACCGCGAAUCCUCAAGCAUCAGUACUUCGUACAGGCGACCUGCGAUAGUAUCGUUUGUACAGGCGAAUCAUUAUCACUUACUUGCAUUCUGUGAGAAGCGACGUAGAACGGCAACCAGCGAAACGAGAAGUAUAGUUAUGUUAAGGGCUGUAGUGCGAUCACGUACGAUAGAGUGGGACAAACAGCAAACAGUUGUGUACUCUAAAGAAAUCGAUGCUAUACCUCCGCAACGAAGCCCAAGCAAUCUAAGAGGAAGUUACAAACCAAAUCCAAAUACAGCUUGGCCUGAGAACCCUGUCCCUGUUGUUGUCAAUCAAAAACGAGGACACAUCGUUGUACUGUUUAAUACGUUCACAUCAUCGCUGAGGGCGCAUCAACGAUCCUCAGAUUGGAAGCUAUACUCCGCCCACAGUAAAGAUGGCGGCAAGACUUGGCCAAUACUUAAUCAACAUUUCCCUUGGAGCAACAACAAAACAAGAAAGGACAAUGCUCAUUUGUUACGACCACCUCGCCAUUUUGAACUGAGCCCCGGUCAUGGAAUCAAACUUUCCUCUGGAACACUACUUGUAAACGGGUUUACAUCCACAUCGACGACCGUGUCGGAUGACAAGAAAUCGAAGCGGCACGACCAAAGUGUCUUAGUACAAGUGAUACUGACUGGGGGUAAGGACGGGAUGGAGUGGAAUCCUGUCGGUAAAUCCAGACACGAGUCAUCUUCUGAUACCCUGCCAUCUUGCGUGAAUGCUUCUGAAGGUAUUGAUGAAGAAUUGAAUGCUUCUCUGCCAUACGAAAACGUCCAUCUCAAGGGUGCAAGCAGACACGCUAAAUAUUUUGCAUCACCUGGUUGCCAGGCUGGCCUGGUCAGUUUCAAAGCAUAUAUAGGAGAAGACAGCAAACAUAGCCCAACUUGGGUGCUGUGCUCAAAGCAAAUUAAACCCUCAGAUAAAAAAUUUAGCGUUCGUCUGUCGAAAGACGGCUGCAACACAUGGUCCAAAGAGAGCCUAGUGUUAAAAGAUGGUCAAGUUGGUAACUCCGAUCUGGCUUACUUUGAACGCUGCGAUCCUGCAUCGAAAAAAACUAUUAGGAUGUGUGGAUGUCUUUAUGAGAGUGUAUCGAAGAAAGAUGGAACCGAGCGCCUGACCCUUGUUUUUAAUACUUUUAAACUUAGCUCACUUCUGCAAGAUGAAGAAAUGUGAAUGAUGUCCACUAUAGACCACCGGCAGGGUAUUUUAAAUGUCGCUGGUUCGAUUUCCGCUGUGUUCCAUAUCAUCUUUUUUUUUGUUAUUAGACCAACUAUAGUGAAAAUAGGCAUACGUAAAUGAUCUAAUAUGACCGCCUCUCUCAAAAGCAUCUCUUAUUUUAUUCACAUUCGCUGCAAAGCCUCCAAAAUAUAAACGCUUUAAACGUAAAGUUAGAAUAACCCAUAACUUGCAGCGUCAUAAUAUGUGCUUAAUUGCGUAUGGACGUGGUCCGUGACUACCUAGCAGCCGUAAAAGAGGCGCUUCAUGUUCACAUCAUUCCACGCGCUUUGGUGCUUAUUAAGUAAUUUACGUUUCAUAUUGAGUAAUGUACCCUGAAUAGUAUUAACUUGUUGUAGGUUGCUAGGCUUAACGAAUGUGGUCAGUUCAUUUGUAUAAGCAUGGUGUGUAAUUAAACUGUGAUAGACUUUUCUGCUAAGCCCCGCUCCUUGGAUAUUGUUGCUAAGGUCCCAAAAAAUGACAGUGUAAAAUCAUAAGCAAACACAUACGUUUGUGGGACAACACGUGUGUACUUGCUAAAGCACGCGCGUAUUCAUUUCCCUGUUCUGAUUGGUCAUUUGUUUAGGUUGAUUGACACUCCGGAAAGGUCCACUGGUUCAUAAAGAAAAGAAGUUAUUGUUACACUUUUUUUUUUUAUAAGAACACAUUUUAUAACACUGAGGCUGAAAUUGCUUUAAAAUUUUAGAACAAAAUAAGAACAAAUUGAG
Anneissia japonica is the source of this 2495-nucleotide messenger RNA. RefSeq lists its product as uncharacterized. NCBI's taxonomy places the organism in Eukaryota, Metazoa, Echinodermata, Crinoidea, Comatulida, Comatulidae. Gene Ontology annotation, molecular function: exo-alpha-sialidase activity. The transcript is spliced from 9 exons. Gene Ontology annotation, cellular component: membrane; lysosome; cytoplasm. Gene Ontology annotation, biological process: ganglioside catabolic process; oligosaccharide catabolic process. The record is from RefSeq and is a predicted model, not a curated record. Bases 61 to 1725 code for a protein of 554 amino acids.